AAAGUGUUUGUUGCUGUCCCCAUGAAGUGGCUGUCUGGCCAACACUAACAUUAGACGUUUUGUCCCUGAGUCAUGGCGGACAGGAGAGCGGAGAAGUCAUGUGAAGAAGCCAGCAGAUCGUUAGUCAGGCGGGAGUACGAGGCGGCAGUCACCCACAGCACGGACGCCCUGGUGGUCCUUGUACCCCAAGCCCCCUCCUCGGGUGCCCCUGCCCCGUCGAGCCCUACAUCCCUUGCCACCAGCGGAACCCUCCGGAGCCGCGCCCUGCUCUAUCGAAUUGCUGCCUUCUUGCAGCUGAAAAACUAUGAUGAAGCAGAUGAAGACUGCAAACAUGUCCUGGUAGAAGAGAUUGCCAGAGGAGAUGGUUCGCUACAAGUCAGCUUGCGCGCCAUGCUGGUGGACGGCAGCCUGCAGGAGGUGGCCAGCAUCCUCUCUAAAGCCUUGUAUGGAGAGCCAAUGAAUGGCAUUGUCGCAAAAGACCUGACCAGGUUAAAAAUGCUUCUUUCAGAAAUAGAGGCUAUAAAUAGGGAGAUGGCACCAGAAUACACAGAAGACCAGGAGGAAGAGGUUCAAGAUGGCUGGCAGUACCGGCCUCCUCCCCGAGGAGUCACCAGCAGUGAGGAGUACACCCUCUGUAAAAGGUACAUGGAGCAGGGUCUGUGUCGGUAUGGGGCCCAGUGUACGUCAGCCCACUCGCAGGAGGAGCUGAUGGAGUGGCAGAAACGCUAUGCGUCACGCCUCAUCCGCCUCAAACAGCAGCAGGAGAGCACACACUUCACCGAAAACUACAUGGAGACCCUGAUAGAGAAGUGGAUGAACUCCCUCUCCCCAGAGAAAGUGUUAAGUGACUAUUUAGAUGGAGUGAAUGUAGAAGCCAGCUCCUGCCUCUCUGUUACUGUCACAACCAAAAGAUCCUCCCACUCCUGGACAUUCUCCUUGUAUUGCAAGCCGGCAAGAAAGCUCCACCGCAUCGCCCUGCUCUAUGAUGCCCACCGACCACAUUUCUUCAUCACAGGCUUGUCAACUGGGGAGCGGCUCCAAGCACUCCCCCAAGGCUGCCAGGAGUGGACUCCAGCAGAGCAGACAGCAUUGGCAGAAGACAACGGCCUGGACAACUGUUACUACAAGGUAGCAGUGAGCUUCAGCACAGAGAUCUUUGGUACCUUCAGGCAGACGGUUGUUUUUGACUUUGGCUCAGAACCUGUGCUGAUGAAGCGGAUCAUGGUGGAUGCUGCCUCUAUUGAAGACCUAGAUUAUUUGAUGGCAGCCAGGCAGCAGCUUUUGAUGACUGCAAAGCGCUGGGACCCCUCCUGUAAGACCAUUGUAGAAUUCACCCCUAAUGAUUCGAUGGCUGACCUGGAGCGCAGCCUCCUUGUCCGCUAUCAGAUCCCUCUGUCGGCCGACCAGCUCUUCACCCAGUCGGUCCUGGACAAGACUCUGACCAAAGACAACUACCAGGCCCGGCUCCAUGACCUGCUGUACAUUGAGGAGAUUGCGCAGUACAAGGAAGUUAGCAAGUUUAACAUCAAAGUGAACCUCCAGCUGGUUAACAGCUUUAUGCUGACCGGCAUUUCGGUCGGAGCCAAGUACGCCGUGAACGGACAGCUCUUUGCACGCUUCAAACUCACUGAAACACUUUCCGAGGACACACUGGCUGGUCGGCUGGUGAUGACCAAGGUAAACUCAGUCCUCGUGCUCCCCUUGGGCCUUCAUGGGGUCAGCUGCAAGCCGCCUCCGGGGGUCAAAGAGCGAGUUUACGAGGCUGUGAUUGAGGAGAAGACCAAGGACUACAUCUUCCUACGGAUCUGCAAAGACUGCGUUGAGGAGUUAGGGCUACAAUCCGACAGAGAACUACAGGUGGAGCUCCAGUUCCAGCUGAACAGACUGCCGCUCUGUGAGAUGCACUAUGCCCUUGAUCGGAUCAAAGAUAACACCAUCCUUUUCCCUGACAUUGGCCUUGUCCCCACCAUCCCCUGGAGUCCAAACAGGCAGUGGGAUGAGCAGCUGGACCCCCGUCUGAAUGCCAAACAGAAAGAGGCCAUACUGGCAAUCACCACACCCCUCUCCAUCCCUCUACCCCCAGUCCUCAUCAUUGGGCCGUACGGCACGGGCAAGACGUUCACCCUGGCACAGGCUGUCAAACACAUCCUCCGCCAGGACACAAGCAGGGUCUUGAUCUGCACCCACUCCAACAGCGCGGCUGACCUUUACAUUAAGGACUACCUUCAUCCUUACGUCGAAGCAGGCAAUCCACAUGCCAGACCUCUCAGGGUAUACUUCAGGAACCGCUGGGUGAAGACGGUCAACCCAGUGGUCCAGCAGUACUGUCUCGUCUCCCACACAGGGGUCAAUUUCCAGAUGCCCACAAGGGAGGACAUCCUCAGGCACCGUGUGGUGGUGGUCACCCUCAGCACCUCCCAGUACCUCUGCCAGCUUGACUUGGAACCUGGGUUUUUCAGUCAUCUCCUACUGGAUGAAGCGGCCCAGGCCAUGGAGUGUGAAACCAUCAUGCCUUUUGCUCUAGCUAGCAAGUCCACCCGCAUCGUGCUGGCUGGGGACCAUAUGCAGCUCAGUCCCUUCGUGUACAGCGAGUUUGCACGGGAACGUAACUUGCACGUGUCACUGCUGGACCGGCUGUAUGAGCACUACCCCCGGGAAUUUCCCUGCCGCAUCCUCCUCUGCGAGAACUACCGCUCCCAUGAAGCUAUCAUCAACUACACGUCAGAGUUGUUCUAUGACGGGAAGUUAAUGGCAAGUGGAAAGCAGCCCUCCCAUAAGGACUUCUACCCUCUGACAUUCUUCACAGCCAGAGGAGAAGAUGUCCAGGAGAAGAACAGCACUGCCUACUACAACAACGCUGAGGUGUUUGAGAUCGUGGAGCGAGUCGAGGAGCUGCGCAAGAAGUGGCCGGUGUCCUGGGGGAAGCUGGACGACGGCAGCAUUGGAGUGGUGUCGCCGUACGCUGACCAGGUGUUCCGCAUUCGUGCUGAGCUCCGAAAGAAGAGAAUGCACGAGGUCAGCGUGGAAAGAGUGCUCAAUGUCCAAGGUAAACAGUUCCGGGUGCUGUUCCUCAGCACUGUGCGGACGCGGCACACCUGCAAGCACAAACAGACGGCCAUCAAGCGUAAAGAGCAGUUGGUCGAGGACUCGACUGAGGACCUGGACUAUGGCUUUCUCUCCAACUACAAGCUGCUCAACACGGCCAUCACCAGAGCCCAGUCCCUGGUUGCAGUUGUGGGAGACCCCAUAGCACUGUGCUCUGUUGGGCGCUGCAGAAAAUUCUGGGAGCAUUUCGUCUCCAUCUGCCACGAAAACUCGAGCCUACACGGCAUUACCUUUGAGCAGAUCAAGGCUCAACUCGAGGCCCUGGAGCUCAAGAAGACUUAUGUCCUCAACCCACUGGCCCCGGAGUUCAUCCCACGUGCCCUCAGACCCUUGCAGGGACACCACUCUUCGCAGGCCUUACACGUCCACCACCAUCCGCAUCCUCAGCACGCACAGCCCGCCUCCAUCAAGCAGGGUCCGCAGCAGCAGCAGCAACAGCAACAACAGCAGCAGCAGCAGCAGUCACCACCUAAGGGGAAACAUGCAAACCACACAGAGCACCUGCCACCUGAAGGAUAUGUUCAACCGAACCCAGCCGUGCUGAUGGGAAACCCUAUUCGGGCAUUCUCACCCCCUCUAGGUGGUACACCAGCUGCCAUGGGCAAGUCGCCCAGUCCUGUGCAGAGGAUAGAUCCACAUACAGGCGCCAGUAUCCUCUAUGUUCCAGCCGUGUAUGGUGGCAACAUGGUCAUGUCCAUGCCUCUGCCUUUGCCGUGGCCAGGUUACCAGAAUCGCUUUGCCGUGGACCCUCGCAUCAUGAGCCAUCCUGCAGCCAUGGCCUACAACUUCAACCUGUUGCAGGCCCAGAAUCGGGGCUCCCCUAUCCCUUACAGUGGAGUGACCCACCCCUCUCCUCUAGGCAUGGGCCAGCCCAGCCCUGACAAGGAGUUACAGGCAGACCCCAUAAGAAAUGGUAAAUUAGAAGCAUGUACAAAGUCAGAACAGAGCCGUCUCCUGACACCAGAGAGGAAAUCCACCGACAUGAAGGAAAAACAGGGAGAUUUAGACACAGGCCAAAGUCGAAGUCUAGACUCUCAGACAGAUGGGUUAGUUGGAUUUCCCAAUGCUCUACUCCAUCGAAAAGACCCCUCGGCAGCCCAGAGACCCCUCAACUACCACCUGGCACCACCCAACCCAGCCUUUCCUCCACAUCCUACCAGUGGGAGACCCUUCCCCCCACAGUAUCCAGUCUCCAGGCUUCCAUUUCGGGUCGGUCAGCCUCAGCACCCAGGGAUGGCCCAGCAGAGUCAACAGCAGCAGCAACAGCUCAGUCCUGCCUACUCUGGUGGUAGCCACAAUGCUUCCUUCUUCAGUGGCCCCAUACCGCCUCACAGGGCUGUCCAGUCUCCAACUAUGGAUGGCCCAGAGUCUGGAGGGGUGGAGGAGAUGGGUAGCUCCAUUAGGACUCCAAUGGGCCACCCAGGAGGCCACCACCCAGGCUUGUCACAGCAUAACAGGGUCAAUAGCUUCGGGGAGGAUGGACAAGAAGGGACCAUGGCAGAUGGUCUGGACCUCCAGGGUCCCUUGGCUCUUGAGGCCCUGAGCCAGCAGCAGCAGCAGCAGGCCAGGCUGGGCCAGUGGGGGGAGGCACCGGGCCCUUUCCUGCAGGGCAGCGUUGCCUUUCCUUUGCCACAACAGCUCGCCCACCUUGCUCAGCCCGGCAUGCCGGCCCGCAUCCCCCAUCAACUGCUACGGGCAGCUAGUUGGGGCCUUAGUGCCAAUAUGGAUGAUGAAGCUGUUUCUUCUGCCUCUGCUGGACCACCUUACACCAGGUACCCAGGCCUCUUGAGAGAGAUGGGCCCACAAGAACAGCCCGAACCCAGGGAAGCAGUUGAGAUGCAGCCCCCACCUCAGUCCCGUCUCCUCCAGUAUCGGCAGUCCCAGUCCCGUGCCUCAGGUGACCCUACAUCCUCCUUAGCCGCCUCCUCCAAUCAUGCUGGCCCUUUCCCAUCAGGACCUUACUCCCAUGACACCGGUCGUGACCUCCUUAACGACAACCUUCUCAACAACCCAGCUCUGCAGCAGCAGCAGCACCCUGGUAACCCCCUGUACAAUACUGGUAGCUACCCACAUCAGCCACCAGCUCACCCUGUUAGCCCCCCGCCCUCCCAAGUCAAAUACCUUCUGCAAGAAGCUCAGUGGUCCCAUGGUGGAGCCGCAUCAGUGAGCCCACCACAUAACCACCUGUUGGGGAACCAGGGCCACGGCCAUGGCCUUCCUUAUGGACUUCCCAUCAUGGCUCACCCCAGCAGACAGGAGCAAGUCCACCUGAUGCAACUUCACCAUCAGCACCAGCAGCAACAGCAGCAGCAGCAGCAACAACAACAACAACAGCAGCAGCAGCAGCAACAACAACAGCAGCAGCAGCAGCAACAACAACAACAGCAGCAGCAGCAGCAGCAGCAGCAACAACAACAACAAAGUCAAGGCCCAGACCAGGAGUCCUACCACCCUCUGUCCCCCAGAACGUCAGCAGCCACAGCCCUUCACAAUGUAGAUGAGUAUGAACCCAGGGGUCCAGGUCGGCCUCUCUAUCAGCGCCGCAUCUCCUCCAGCUACCCAGAUGAACCAUCUCCAGCCAACCCCCACAAUGCCCUGUCUCAGCAGCCCCAGCCUUGUACAUCAGAUCCCCAGGAGCACCCCCAUCCGCACCUACAGCAUCACCAACACCCACAUGCCCACUACGUUUAUCCUCCGCAUGACAACUGGCCCAGUAAUGGCGGCGGUCCCGCUCCGUUCCAGAACAUUCCAUGUAACGGAGCCGGCACGCUUGCUCAGCAUCGGGAAAUCCUUGCUUCCAAGGCCCUUCGUCAGACGGAGGAGCAGGUGAAGGCUGAGACCACAGCGGCACAGCAGACGCACCCGCACUCCCUCAACUCCCUUCAGCACCUUGGACAGUUUCCUCCUCUCAUGCCCAACAACAAGCAGCAGCAGCAGCAACAACAACAACAACAACAACAGCAGCAGCAGCAACAACAACAACAACAACAACAACAACAACAGCAGCAGCAGCAGCAGCAGCAGCAGCAGCAGCAACAGCAACAGCAGCAGCAGCAGCAGCAGCAGCAGCAGCAGCAACAACAGCAGCAGCAGCCACAGCAGCAGCCGCGGGAGCAGCAGCAGCAACAGCAGCCGCCACAAGCUCCCACAGAGCCCAGCCAGGGCGCCCCAAAUCUAAACAAACCACCCACCAUGUCGUACGCCAGCGCCCUGCGCGCUCCACCCAAGCCCCGAGCUGUUCGCCCUGAACAGGUCAAAAAGAACAGCGACCCCCUCUCCCUCCUUCAAGAGCUGAGUAUAGGAAGUUCAAAUGGUAGCAAUGGGUACUAUUCCUACUUUAAAUGAGUCACCUCUCUCACAUUAUAAGUGAUUAAACAAAAACCAAAAAAAAUCUACAAAAAAAAGCAAAAACAUUCUUUAAAAAAAAAAAAAAAAAAAAUAGUGCAAAGUGCAUUUACAAAUUGUUUCUAUCAGUAGGUUUGUUUUAUGCAUUCUGUUUUUAUUUUUACUUUUUAUUUGUAAGUCAUCUUUUCUCCUGUUUCACAUAUCUGUGAAGAAAAUAAGUAUAUAUAAAGAAUGCAUUACUGGUAUAUAUACAUACUCAUUAUGUAUAUAUGAAUAUAUACUUAUAUUAUCUACACUUGUAUAUGUACGUAAUGCUAAAAAAAGUUAUAAAAAAUUAAUAAAAAAGGCGAGACUUGGUUGACCACUUAGCUCCCUGCUUAAUUUUCCUUACUAAAGUUGGUUUUCUUUUGGUUUCUACAUAAGUACGUUGAAGUUUUAACAUUUUGUGUUCCUCAGUUUUGAGUGGGCGUAACGUCUUGGUUUUCAGACUACUGUAGUUGUGGUAAUGGACGAAAGCUAAGUGGUCAACUGAGACAAGAAACUACAGGAACAGUGUAUAGAAGUAGUUAAUUUUCCUCUAAUCUGUACAUAUAAAGAAACUUAAAAGACUGAAUUGUAUGCCACAGACAUGUCCUUAAAUUCCUGUAUCAUGCUAGCGUUUGCAUUAUAAAUUCUUUUCUGUUUGUUGGACUUCUGAUCCUAAAUUCUUAAACAUCUUUAACUGAGAAUCAUCUUCAGUGAUACUGUGGUUAAUGUGAUUAUUUACUGAAAAAUAACAAUAUGAAUAUUGAUAGCAUAUUUUACUUUUCACCAAUGCCUCAUCAGCCACAAUAGAUACAAUAGAAUGAAGAGUUUUAAAAUGGCAAAAACCAUCUUGUUCCUCCCUUGGUUUUGCUUUAAGGAUCCUAGAACAUCAGACAUGACUCUCUGUGAUAAGAUACUCAUUUUAUUUUAAGUCUUUUUUUGUUUCAUUUUAUUUCUUCUCUGAGACAGUCGUUUCAUUGUUACAGAGUCACUUCUCAACCCGUGUUAGUAAGAUUUUGACCAGGGAAAGAUUUCAAAAACCUCUGGGGAUACAAAACGUGGUUGUUGUUUUUUUGUUAGUAUAUUUUUUUUCUUCUUCUGGUGACUAAAGAUCAUUGAGUUUGUUUUUUCGUUUUUUAUGAAGAGGUUGCUCUACUCUGUGGGUUAGUGAAAGUGAAGAGAGAGUCGUGAGGUCAGAGUGACAUGUCGUGAUUGGUAAGUUGAAACUGAAGGUGUGGUCAACACUGCCAGUCAAACGUUUUUGAACAUGAUGAAUUUUAGCAAGUAUAUUAACUAUAGAUUAUAUACCCUGAAAUUUGAAAAAAUACGUAUAUAUAAAGAAUAUUAUGGGUGUAAAUUGUUUCUGUCUUUUAUUUGAUUGGAAAUGGUCUGUUGCAAACAGCUCACUGCGCUGAUGCUCUAGUUCUCGCACGUCUUUUCAUAGCAUUUGAUGGAUUGGUGACACAUCCUUUUCACAUUUCUCUCUGUGUGACAAUCUUUUAAUCCCUGAGUAAUAUGAAAAUAAUAGUGAACAAUAACCACUCAUCUCUUUCCUGAGCUGAUGUUUGCUCAGAGUUUCUACAUAUACAUGGAUCAUUUCCCAUAAAAUUCUAAGUCAAAAGCAUGUCCCCGAUUCUCAUAUUUUCAAAUUGCAGGGCAUUAAAAGGAAAUUGUUCUCCCAGUUAUUUUCAACACACUGCUCCGAGAUGUAACCAAAAAUAAAAACGAAAAGCAAUUUUUUAAGAAGUUGUUCAAAAAGGUCUGACUCACAGUGUGUCUGUGUUUUAUAAGGAUUCAUUGGUGAUGUUGUAGAAGUUGUUCCUCGUCAUUCAAAGAACGAAAUCAUCCAUUUUUAGACUCGUUUGGUUUGAGUGAUAAUAUGAAAUUUUACUCCCUUUAAUUGAAAAAGUGUCCACCAUGCUAUUUUUGUUAUACUAAUUUUUCUUUUUUUUUAAAAAAAUGCUCCAAACCACAUACAUUUAUCUCACGUCCCAAAAACACAGGACAAACAUAACACAGGAUCAUUAGAGUUUGAAUUCCAGCUCACUGCGCACGAGUUUCAUCCCGACGCCUCCAUGAUUAUAGUCUCGCAGGUAAAAUAGAAAAAAGAUGCUGAUACAGUUUUUCCUUUAUGAAAACCCCACUGCCCUGUUUGCAAAUUGGUCUGAUUGUAAUGUGUCAUGGCUUUCAUACGACAGUGUGUCACUAUUAACCAUCUUCAAACGUCACUUACCCACAAAGCUAAGCCCUUACAGCUAACUACUUAGACGUGUUUCGACUAGGCAGCGGCGAGCCUCAUACAAGCUACAGUUUUACUUUCAACGUUUUACACAUUGUAAUUCAAAGGUCCAGACUUUUUGGACUUACAGCGGAGAACAACACAUACUUGUAAAUAUGCAUUUUCUAGGUAUUUACAAACAAGAACUUUGGGAGCGCCUCAAUUUUGUAGAAGCUAUAAAGAGGCUCUGCCCUUUUUAAUUAUGCAAAGUCACACAAAAAAAUAUAUAGGAUAAUUCUACAAAUGGAUGACAACAACCCAGUUGGUAUAGUUGUUGGGACAUUUUCAUUAUUUUUUUUUCAUUUGACAAAGAGGAGACUUUGUGUUGCAGCUGUUAAAAGAUGAUAAUUUCACUGUAUACAUGUUUUUCAGUAUGUGUUGCUGGAUUUGUCCUGUUCCUUUCAUUUCUGACCACUUUACAGCUGUACAACAAUCAACAUGGUUUUUCUUUUCUUUUUUUAUGUGAAGACUUGUUUUUCCUUUCAUGCAUGUUGAGAUGACCCGGCUGGUUUUUAUCCCUGUUUUUAUCAGUUUGUAUUGAUUUGUGGAUUAAAAGAAAAACGAGAAAAAAAAAAAUCUUUUGUUCAACCUACAGAGUCAAAUUUUAGUAUAUUUGAUGUGUACGAUAACUUGUGACAUUAUCAGCAAAGCUAUUAUAAUAUUUUACUAACAUGUCAAACAAAUAUGUACUGGUCAUGUAAGUUCUCUUAUUUCUUUUCUGCAGUUACUUAGCAGGGCUACAGCUGAGGUUGCUCCCUGGUGCGUGUUGAAUUAAAAAAUCUCCCGACACGCUGGUUAGGGGGGAAUCAGUUUUCGUCGUUGGCUAAUCUCUGAAGUUGUGCAAUACUAAUAUUCCACCGCUUCGUCAGCUACACUUUUAUUUAUUUUUGAAGCAGAAGAGAUUGAGCCAAAGACAUCUUAAAGGGAUUUUAUUUCAACUUUUCUUUAGCUGAUUUGUUUUUGACGCCUCAUUUUUGUUCUAAUCUACCAUCUUUAUAUUUCAAACAUGAAGGGUAGCCUCAGAUGAAGUUGGAUUUGAAUUGUGUUCGCCUCCUAAUGUUGCACCAUAUGUCAUCGUUUGAGGUUGAUCAUUUCGAAAACAUCCUGUGUUGCCUUUUUAAAGAGGACGAAAUGAAAUCAACUUGUUUGUGUGGCACAUGGAAAGGGAGCAACCUUUUGCCCAGCCAGUAGAGAGCACUGUGUUCAGCCUUCUAUAGACGCCACAUCUCCUCCCGUUAUCCGUUCGCUCUCCUCUGUUCUUCCCCCGCUGCAGUGAAUCAAUGGCACACCUGUUCUCCCAGCCCCCCCCAGUCCCAUUGGUUCUUCCCUCGUGGGUACAAAAUAAUGAAUAGAUAUGUUUUACUCUUCUUCAUUUCAAUUGGUGGUGGUUAUAAUAAAGGAUUUAGACUGUGUUUAAAAGGUUUAUUUUCUUUUUUUUAUUUGUUUCUCUAUUAAAGUGUUUUUAUUGAAA
This is a messenger RNA of Limanda limanda (common dab), 10223 nucleotides long. RefSeq names its product helicase with zinc finger (gene helz). Gene Ontology annotation, biological process: regulatory ncRNA-mediated post-transcriptional gene silencing. Gene Ontology annotation, molecular function: metal ion binding; helicase activity. Bases 73 to 6450 code for a protein of 2125 amino acids. Gene Ontology annotation, cellular component: cytosol; P granule. The transcript is spliced from 33 exons. The record is from RefSeq and is a predicted model, not a curated record. NCBI's taxonomy places the organism in Eukaryota, Metazoa, Chordata, Actinopteri, Pleuronectiformes, Pleuronectidae.